Symbiodinium pilosum is the source of this 1554-nucleotide messenger RNA. NCBI's taxonomy places the organism in Eukaryota, Dinophyceae, Suessiales, Symbiodiniaceae. The record is from the annotation of a GenBank genome assembly.
AUGCGAGACAUGAGCAAGGGCAAGUCAAUUUGUAGCCAGACGCUGCAGUUCUUGGGGCAGACUUUCACCUUGGAGUUCUUUCCAUGUGGAAAGUCUCAGGCGUAUGCGCGCUGCUGCAGCCUCUUCCUGCAUGCAGCUGUGCCUUGUGAGAUUGACUUUCACCUCAAGGGGAGGCAGAAGCGCAUUGAAGUUCCAGCAGGGGGAUGUCGGGAUUCGGCCAGGGGUGACGAUGACUUUGGCCCGCAGCCCGACCUCUCGAAACCGGUUGAGAUCUCAGUCUGCUUCAUCAAAUUGGGAGGCAAGGAUGCGGACAACUUGCGGAAGGAGUUCAUUUGCCAGUAUGAGAAGGAGACCAACGACUUGACGGCGCAGAAGAACGUCCUGGAGAAGGAGGCCGAAGUGAGAUUCAAAGAGCUUGUUACUCUGCGACGAAAGGCUGAAGAGCUGGAGGAUUCGAAGAGCAAAGUUGCAGGCAUGGAGGCUCAGAACACUCGCUUGGAGAAGGAGUGCGUGGUGACUCGCAAGGAACUUGAGAAACAAGCUCGAGAGCUGGCAAGUUGGAGAAGCAAAGUCGAGCAUCUCGAAGGGCAAAAGGCAAGUCUGGAAGGCCUGACCUGCUCGAUGAGCAAAUUGCUGUCUGAACGCAAGCUGGAAGUCGAAGCUUUGGAGGGCAUCUUGGCCGCGAGCAGUGACAGUGCCCGGCACCGAGAGCGGCGCUUGUCCAGAGCUGCUACAAGGAUCCAGACGACUUGGCGGAUGUUCGCUUGUCGGACGCUGAUGAGGUCCAGGCUGGCCGAGAGGAGGCGCAGCGUGAAGCAUGGGAGGGAGCUGACGGCCGCGCUGCGGGUGCAGCUUGCCUGGCGCCUGUACCAGAAGCGCCUGCAGCGUCGUUGGCGCAGCAAGGUCAGCAAGAGCCAAACCACUCUGUACGAUGCUGUCUUGGCCCUGGAGUCUUUGGCCCAGUUCUUGUCGACGGGCGAGAUCCCCUUCUUGCAGCACACCGAGUCAGUGCUUCAGUUGGCAAGCGAAGUAAAGUUUCGCGUCGUGGCGGUGGUGGGCCUCUUCGACAAGGGCAAGACCUGGCUUACCAACAAGCUUUUCGGCGUGAACCUGCCUUCUGGGAAGCUUCACACUUCACACGACCCGCGAGACGUGGAUGCCAUCCUCGAUGCCCAGACGACGGAGUCCCUGAUGUUUGAGAUGAUCUCCCGCAUCGCGCACCACAUGAUCUUCGUGGUGAAUGACCUCACUUGGUUCGAGCAGAAGUACGUGGCCAUGCUCCACCAGAAGUACGUCCAGGGCGGGCAGCAGAAGGAGUUGGUGGUGGUGCACAACCUGCGGAACACCACGGACAAGGAGGAGGCUUGCAAGCUCUUCAAGCGGCAGGUGAUGCGGUGUUAUGAUGGCGAGCAGUCACACUUGGGGGAGCUUAUCUUCACCCAGGAUGCUGGGAAUGGGGCUCCGCCUCUGCACCACAUCGGCCUUUGCUACGAGUUCUCGCUCGCGGGUGACGCCUUCAACGAGAAGAACCGGCAGCAUCUGCUGCAGAGCUUG